AUGAAUUUGGUUUUUGCAUUCAUUUUAUUGGCAACGCUUUACAUGGUCAAUGCUAUUCCACCACAACAACUUCUUAAAAAAACUUCUACUACCUUUGUAUCAUGUCCUGUAUUUGAAGGAGCACCACCACCUACACUCACUGUAACACUUUCACCUGAUCCUAUCGUUGCUGGAACAGCUGAUGUUUUUACUGUUUCUGGAAUACUGAAUUAUGAUAUCACCGCAAGUGACGAACUUGUUAUUUCAUUUUCUGAUCCACUAGCUAAUACUGUCAUAAAUACCACUGCUGUAGCGCUUUGUGAUGGAAGUAAUUGUCCAAUUAAAGCUGGAAUCCCAUUUACUCAAACAGUGCAAGUUUCAGUGCCAGCGAAGUUACCUAGUCCAUAUGCUGCUAUAGUUGCUGUUGUUGACCCAGUUGCUAACGGUAUGAUAGGCUGUGCAGUUGCUUUUGUUUGGUUGUGA
Messenger RNA from Entrophospora sp. SA101, 462 nucleotides. NCBI's taxonomy places the organism in Eukaryota, Fungi, Glomeromycota, Glomeromycetes, Entrophosporales, Entrophosporaceae. The record is from the annotation of a GenBank genome assembly.